UACCAGCUAUUGCGCUCAUGAAAGCAUUCGCCAAAAGAAAGACUGAGAAAGACAAAUGGCGUGGUGCACGGCGAGGACCUUCCAUUUGCCGGCUACCGACAUGGCCGAACUCCGCUCCCCGGCGCCAUCAGCAGUGGGCUACGGCCGCACAUCCUUCCCAGGCGCCAACUUCCGCCGCUCAGCUCGAUUACCGCCGUUCGCUUCUUUGAAAAUCUCUGGUGAUGCAGCAGCCGGUAUAAAGGAAGCAGUUCAGACACAAAAGGCACCAGCAGCAUUGGGGCCAUAUUCGCAAGCCAUAAAAGCAAAUAAUAUGAUUUUUUUGUCUGGGGUUCUUGGACUUGUCCCUGAGACUGGCAAGUUUGUGUCAGAUGGUGUCGAGGCCUCAUCAGCUUGUCUCAAGGACUUAUUUGUCAAUGCACUCUUGGUGGAUAAGAUUCUAGUGAAAAAGGUACUCAAGAAUAUUGGGGAGAUACUUAAAGCAAGUGGUGCCAGCUAUUCCUCGGUUGUCAAGACAACAAUCAUGUUGGCUGAUCUGAAUGACUUCAAGAAAGUGAAUGAGAUCUAUGCUAAAUAUUUUCCAGCACCUGCACCAGCUCGUUCGACAUACCAGGUUGCAGCACUGCCCAUGAAUGCAAGAAUUGAGGUUGAAUGCAUAGCUGUGCUACAGUAGCUCCUAAUGAUUCUCGAGCCCAACUUUGACAAAGGUUUAACUGAUUAAACUUCAGCAACUAUGGUGUAGUCUCCCGAGUUCUGCGCAUGAGGAAUCUAAAUUAAACCUUUCAAAGAAAGAGUUACACCUGCUGGAACUCUUGUUUUCCUCCUUUUUUUCUAUUACAUUCUUCUUUUAGUAAUCCCCCUUUGUGUUGCUUUUCCUGUUCCUGUCAUCGACAUCUUGAGCAUUUAAGAGCUUACAAUCCCUUAAUAAAAUAUGACAAUUUUCUUAA
This is a messenger RNA of Sesamum indicum (sesame), 944 nucleotides long. The record is from RefSeq and is a predicted model, not a curated record. Lineage: Eukaryota; Viridiplantae; Streptophyta; Magnoliopsida; Lamiales; Pedaliaceae.